AGAGAAGGAGCUGUACGAAGAAAGAAGAGCCAAGAGCUUCAAACAGCCAAGACAACACAAUCAAGACACAACAGAAGCAGAUUCCGACCUUUACUCCUUCAACAUUCUAUUUAUCAGAUCUUCACAUACUAACCUUUCGUUUUAACAACAUUAAAAGGCUAAUGGGUUAUUGGUACAACCUGCUUGCUUCCUCCAUCUGAGGAACAAGACGGUGCAAUCACACCAGCCUAUUUAGUCUUAAUUCAUUUAUUGGGUUUUUUUUUUCAAUUCUGGCUUUUUACUUGUGGGUAUCCAAGAUCAAUCAUUGUUGAGACCUCAAGAUGUUGAUACCAAGAAGGGCAUUUAUCCUUUUGAUACUCUCCUUGUUCGUCGUAUCGGUUUUCUCUCAUGACAAGAAAUCCAAAAAACAGGAUGUGACUUAUGAUGGGAGAUCCUUGAUUGUCAAUGGAAAGAGAGAGCUUAUCUUCUCUGGUUCAGUCCAUUACCCCCGUCUUCCUCCGGAGAUGUGGCCCCAAAUCCUUAAUCUAUCUAAGCAUGGUGGGUUGAAUGCAAUCCAGACUUAUGUGUUUUGGAAUGUUCAUGAGCCUCAGCAAGGUCAGUUCAACUUUGAAGGGAACUAUGAUUUAGUAAAAUUCAUCAAAAUGAUUCAAGAACACGGUAUGUAUGCGAUCGUCAGGAUUGGACCCUUCAUCCAGGCUGAAUGGAAUUUCGGGGGGUUUCCAUAUUGGAUGAAAGAGGUCAACAACAUUACCUUUCGAAGUCAUAAUACACCAUUCAAGUAUCACAUGAAGAGGUUCACCAAGAUGAUUGUAAAAAGAAUGAAGGAAGCAAAGUUAUUUGCCCCUCAAGGAGGUCCUAUUAUUCUAUCACAGAUUGAGAAUGAAUAUAAUACCAUCCAAAUUGCGUUCAAAGACCAGGGUAGUCAGUACAUUCAGUGGGCAGCAAAUAUGGCAGUGGCACAAAAAACAGGAGUCCCAUGGGUGAUGUGCAAGCAAAAGGAUGCUCCUGAUCCAGUGAUCAAUGCAUGCAAUGGAAGAAACUGUGGAGAUACUUUCAAAGGCCCAAAUAAACCCUACAAACCAUCUCUAUGGACUGAGAACUGGACUGCUCAGUACAGAGUAUUUGGGGAUCCACCAUCUCAGAGAUCAGCAGAAGACCUUGCGUACGCUGUUGCCCGUUUCUUCUCUAAGAAUGGCACUCUUGUAAACUAUUAUAUGUAUUAUGGAGGGACCAAUUAUGGUAGAACAGCUUCCUCAUUUGUUACAACCCGGUACUAUGAUGAAGCUCCUCUAGAUGAAUAUGGUUUGCAGAAGGACCCCAAAUGGGGUCACCUCAGGGACUUGCACACUGCUUUAAGAAUGUGCAAGAGGACUUUGCUUGAGGGUGUCCACAGUUUUCAAAACUUGGGUCCAGGACUAGAGGCCCAAAUUUACCAAAUUCCGGGAACCGAUGAGUGUUCAGCUUUCUUGAGCAACAGUGAUGUUAGGAUCCCUGCAACUGCAAAAUUCAGGGGCGUGGACUACUACUUACCUUCACAUUCCAUUAGUAUCCUCCCUGAUUGCAAGACUGUGGUCUACAAUACUCAAACGGUGGUUGCCCAGCACAAUUCAAGAAGUUUCAAGGUAUCACAAAAAGCUAACAGCAAUCUUCGCUGGAAAAUGUCCCCAGAAUUUAUUCCUACCAUAAGAGAUGCGACUGUGAGAGCACUGACCCCAUUGGAACUCAUGAACCAGACAAAGGAUACCUCAGACUACCUCUGGUAUACUACUAGCCUUCAAUUGCGUAAUUAUGACUUACCGAGGCGGAAUGACAUUAUCCCAGUCAUCCAGGUUUCAAAUCUUGGUCAUGCAAUGCAUGCUUUUGUAAACGGCGAAUACAUAGGAUCUGGACGGGGUAGUCACCUAGAAAAGAGUUUCACAUUCAGGAGUGCCGUGAGACUAAGGCCUGGACUUAACAAUAUAUCACUAUUGGGCAUGACAGUCGGAUUCCCGGACAGUGGAGUCUACUUGGAGCAUAGGAUGGCUGGAAUUCGCAGUGUAUUGAUUCAAGGUUUGAACAUGGGAACCAUUGACCUGACACAGAAUGGAUGGGGACACCAGGUUGGUGUGGAAGGUGAAAAGCAUCAUCUCUAUACCCAAGGAGGAUCACACAGGGUACAGUGGACUGAAGCCAAGGGCAAUGGAACUGGUCUCACAUGGUACAAGACUCACUUUGAUGCACCAGAAGGAAAAUCUCCUCUUGCUCUCAAUCUAACAAGUAUGUCCAAAGGCAUGGCUUGGGUCAAUGGUAAAAGCCUUGGGCGUUACUGGGUCUCUUACUUGUCUCCUCUUGGGAAGCCUUCCCAGUCUGAGUACCACAUCCCAAGAGCCUUCUUGAAGCCAACUGAUAACCUUCUGGUUUUAUUUGAAGAAAUGGGAGGAAACCCAGAAGGGAUCAAUAUCUUGACUGUCAACAGAGAUACUGUGUGCAGCUAUCUCACUGAAUUUCACAUUCCACAUGUGAAAUCAUGGAAAGGACCGAAUAGCAAGGUACAGACAGCUGUGGAAAGGGGACCUCAGGCUAGGUUGAAGUGCCCCAACCACAAAGUGAUUGAGAGUGUUGACUUUGCAAGCUUUGGUGAUCCUUUUGGAGCCUGUGGAAACUUCACCACUGGAGCUUGCGUUGCAUCCCAUACCCAGGAAAUUGUUGAAGAGAUUUGCUUGGGAAAGACUACUUGCACCUUACCAAUGGAUUGGAAGAAGUUAACCAAGAAGAAUGAAGAGCCAUGUCCAGGAGUUGUUAAGACAUUAGCUGUUCAAGUGCGUUGUGGCCAUAAAAAGAAGCAUUAGAGAGAGAAAGUGGGAGCAGCUGUGGUGAUGAAGCGAAAGUAAACAGGGGGAGUCUCCAAAUACAAAUGUUCUUACAGUUGAAGCCAUGCAGAAAGACUGGGUUUCCAAAUCCAAUCUGUUAUAACUAUUAUAAGGAGAAGCAUUAUGGGUUUCCAUAUACAUGAAUUGAUUCAAUUCCAUCUCUCUUUCAUUCUUUCAUUGA
Molecule: messenger RNA, 3030 nt
Organism: Macadamia integrifolia
Lineage: Eukaryota; Viridiplantae; Streptophyta; Magnoliopsida; Proteales; Proteaceae
Product: beta-galactosidase 13-like
Exons: 19
Coding region: 321-2828 (835 amino acids)
Biological process (GO): carbohydrate metabolic process
Cellular component (GO): cell wall; vacuole
Molecular function (GO): beta-galactosidase activity; carbohydrate binding
Source: RefSeq, a predicted model, not a curated record